Bombus terrestris (buff-tailed bumblebee) is the source of this 1841-nucleotide messenger RNA. RefSeq lists its product as uncharacterized. Bases 456 to 1706 code for a protein of 416 amino acids. Lineage: Eukaryota; Metazoa; Arthropoda; Insecta; Hymenoptera; Apidae. The transcript is spliced from 5 exons. The record is from RefSeq and is a predicted model, not a curated record.
AUCAUCUAGAAAAUCACCACGUUGUAUACAUUAAACUAUUUUUACAAAUCCUUAGCCAAGAAUUAAUCUUUCUCAAUAAUUAACAGCAAGAAGUCAAUCAAGAGCAACGAAUUUUCAGAAUAAUUAAGUGCUCUUAAUGACCAGUAUGAUAUUGCGAAAUGGUGAAAUUAAUGAUCCCUGUCAUAGGGACAGGGUGAUGCAUAACUGUCAGUUCCUAUGAGGGAGCAGGUUUCUCGAAGAUUGAACACGUGGAGGAGUGAAGUAGAUCGACCCAGUUUUGGUCAACUUUGAGCCUUUGUUAGUAUGGGAGGGGUAAGGCAAUGAUGGUUUUGUGAGAAGGGGUCCCCUUUACGACCACGUCCAUAUAAACAACGUCUGCUGCCACAGAUGGGACAGUCUUGCACCUUACACCCCUUCGCUUAUUCGCACGUCGUUUCAUUUUUGGGCGAUCAAGGAUGAAAUUCGGAGUUCUCUUCACAGUGGCAGCCGCCCUGUUGCAGGGUGGCUAUAGUAGUUUUGUAUCCAUUAGGAUGCCUUACUUAAAUCCAGCAGGAGUAACUUACAUAAAUAAUAUCGGACAAGAGGCACAGCUUGCAUAUAGUGUUCCCGCUAAAGUUGAAACCGAACACAUUGGAUAUGCCGCUGCCCAAGUGCCAGCAGUGGCUGCUGUACCAUACGUCAAACACGUGCCAACUGUCUCUCAUGUGCCAGUCACGAAAAUUGAGGCACAACCUGCUCUCCUGGAAAAACAAUUAGACGUCGUUAAACCAGCUGUUUCUACUCGAAAAUUCGAAGUACGCCGCCCAGCAAUCCAAAAGCAAUUCUUCGACAUUGAAGAACGCGUAGUCGUUCGUCCAGCUGGCUCAGCAGUAGUCGAACUUGAUCAACCCACCUCCAAGACUCAGAAAGGACCAGCUGUCAUUCAACCUCUGUUCCAGCACUUCUCAGGUCUCGAAGCAUCUCCAUCUCUUCCUUCUCUUCCAUCUCUUCCAUCUCUUCCAUCUCUGCCAUCUCUGCCAUCUUUGCCAUCGCUGCCAUCUCUACCAUCUUUGUCAUCUCCUGUAGAAUCUUCUACUCCAUCCUCCUCCAGCGAUGACGAAACUGUUGUGGUUGAAAAUCCUGACUUCCGCAGAGUCGGUCCUCAAAGCCAGGCUGGUGCACCUGCAGCUCAAACAAGAACUAACUUGAACGGUGGUGCACAAUCGAACGAACCAUUCGUUGCACAUGAUCCGUCACCAAGCGUUGUGGUUAGCCCCAAAUCUUCCCCUGAAGAGGACAAGGAGAACCAGAAUAGACUGAUUGACUUGCUCACUGCCCGUGGUAACGUUGCUGAGGUUGGCUUUGGUCGCUAUCCCUCCCUCUCCCAAUCCGCAGCCGGAGACGCCGGCCAGGUUCGCGGACGUGUAAUCUCUGCUACCCCAGCUCCGGAAUACGCAGAACCAGCUGACGAACGCGUCUCUACGCGACGUGUUGUUGUCAGCAGACCGAUUGAAACUCUCCAAGAAGUGAAUGUCGUGGAACCAGCGACUAAAGUCGAGAGAGUAUCAGUCCAACAGCCAACUUACAUAAAAACAGCGCGCCUCGAUCAUGUUCAGGUUCACAGUUCUGUACCGGUGGUCGGAAAAGCUUUUGCACCAACGAUUGCCCAUGCUGCUGUUCCAGUUUAUCAGAAGACCAUCUCGCCAGCUUAUGAAUAUUACCAUUGAAUCGCUCGAUGACUUGUGAUCUUAGUUCCCUAACGUUCUAAAACAGGAUUCAAUGUUAAAAAUAGUGUACGAGUGAUAUUGAAUAUUUUAAUACUACAUAGUAUAUUGGAUUUUUGCAUGCAAAUGAUUAGGUAA